Molecule: messenger RNA, 777 nt
Organism: Aegilops tauschii subsp. strangulata
Lineage: Eukaryota; Viridiplantae; Streptophyta; Magnoliopsida; Poales; Poaceae
Source: RefSeq, a predicted model, not a curated record
AUGCCGGCACCUCCCCCGAACGGUGCCGCCCUCCAUCGCCGACGACACUGCCACCACCUCCCCGAGCCCACUGCCUUCCCCCUGCAGCUCCCCUGUGAGCAAACCCCCCUCCGCUUCCUUCCCUCCUCCCUGUUUCAUCCCGUUCGCCCCAUAGAUGCGCUCGACCUUGCCGACUCCGGCCGCUGCUCACUCUCCUGCCGCCUAGUACCCGCGCUCGCCGGGAUUGCCCUCCCGCACGCGCCCUCCUCGAUCGAGCCUUGUCCCCGCAUCGUCACGUGCUCGCCGCUCCCCGACCGAGCGCUUGCCAGCACCUCCCCGCUGCCCGCUGCUGCUACCUCCCUGGCCGAGCCCCUGGCCUGCUUCCUCCCCGCGCGCGGAUGCUCGCGUUCGCCGCCCACGUUUGCCCGCGCUCCGGCUCCCUCCGCCUCCCAGCAGCACCGCUCCACCGCACCCGCCCACGCGCCGCUAGCCGCCCGUGCCCCCUUCUGCUACCUGCGGCUGCACCUGAGCUGCCGCGCCGCCCCCUCUUCUCGCCGCGGCUGGGGCAGCUUCUGCUGGCCCGCGCGCCGCUGGUGGCGCCCUGCUGCCGUCCCGCUGGCGUCCCCCUCCGGCGACCGCUCGGCCUCGCCGGCCUCGUUCGCCGCGGCGCCCCUGGGCGUGCGCCCGAUCGGGCCGUGCCCGAAACCCGUCGCCCGCACCCGCUAUGUCCCCUGGGCCAAUGACAUGUGGGGCGUAGCCCCUACAACAUUAUUUAUAAAAAAGGAAUUACAAAAAUAA